GUCUGAAUACUUGGGACGGGCAGUGUGGUGUGUGGGCGCCGCAUCUACGGGCAUCGACCACUUGCCCGGCCAACUGCAAGCAACCCUCUCGCUCCGCUAAGCUCGCUUUAUACCAAAACCGCCGCCGAAGGAAAGUGUGCUCGCUUCCUCCUCUACGCUCCCGAUUCCUUGUGCGGCGUUCCUUCUUCUGGAUGCCAUUAGGAGAGGCGAAGUGAGCGAGCUCCCCGCAUCCGAAACCUUAAGCGAGCGGAUUAAGAAGAGGAGGGAGUAGAAGAAGCCAAGGGAGCGGACCCGUCUGAUGGCGAGAGGUGCCGAAGCCGGCGAGACUUCGCGGCCGCCGCCCAACAUCCAGGCCCUACGGGUGCGGGCGAGGCCGGACCCCUUGCUGAUCGUCUGCCGCUGCUUCAGCUUCGUCACCGCCGUCGCCGCCGUCGCCUGUGUCUUCGUGAACGCCCUCUUCGCCGUCCGAUCCUUCAGAAACGGAUCUGAUAUCUUUGGCGGAAUAUUUCGAUGCUACGCGGUUGCCAUCUCCCUCUUCGUGGCUGUCGCUGAGACCGAAUGGGGUUUCAUCAUCAAAAUCUGGAGGAUAUUGGAGUACUGGGCAUGCAGGGGCAUGCUGCAGAUUUUUGUUGCUGUCAUGACAAGAGCUUUCCCGGUUGUCAGUGGAGAACCGAGGUACCUGGUGCUUCUUCAGGAGAUCUCCAGCUACUUGCUUCUUGCUUGUGGCUUAACCUAUGUGAUCUCGGGUGCAUCAUGCAUUGGUUUCUUGAAGCGAUCGCGCCAGCAUCAGGAAACAACAAGAGAGCAAGCAGCUAGAGAUCUAGAGGAACUGAUGCGGCGCAAGGAAGAACUUGAGGCGUUGCUAAUCGUGGAUAGGACCUGACAGCAUGAGGAUUCAUUGCCACGAGCAAAAAUCUUGAGGUGCAUUGCUCUUGCCUGUUGAUGCAUUUGGCUGAUUAGGGGGCAUCGCUAUGGCAGUAGAAUUGCAUCAUUAAGCGAACUUGCUCUUUCAUAUCCUUUUGAUUCUUUAAAAAAAGGAAGCUUGUGAUGUUUGACAUAUCAGAAAUACUGUUUUCCUCAUGUCAUGUUUGAUUCAUGUCA
Musa acuminata subsp. malaccensis (wild Malaysian banana) is the source of this 1101-nucleotide messenger RNA. RefSeq lists its product as uncharacterized. The record is from RefSeq and is a predicted model, not a curated record. Lineage: Eukaryota; Viridiplantae; Streptophyta; Magnoliopsida; Zingiberales; Musaceae.